Messenger RNA from Lolium rigidum, 748 nucleotides. RefSeq lists its product as uncharacterized. The record is from RefSeq and is a predicted model, not a curated record. Gene Ontology annotation, cellular component: catalytic step 2 spliceosome; U2-type prespliceosome; U2 snRNP. Gene Ontology annotation, molecular function: RNA binding. The transcript has 3 exons. NCBI's taxonomy places the organism in Eukaryota, Viridiplantae, Streptophyta, Magnoliopsida, Poales, Poaceae. Gene Ontology annotation, biological process: regulation of alternative mRNA splicing, via spliceosome; mRNA cis splicing, via spliceosome. The coding region runs from base 8 to 451 and encodes 147 amino acids.
AGGUGCCAUGAAGGCGUUGACCACUUCUACCAAGUCUGAGAACUCUAAAUUAAGUGUAUUUGGCACAAACAAAGUGAUUCUGGAACCACCAUCGUUUAUAAAGGGCACAUUGGAGAAAAUUGUCGAGAUUAUUCUCAGGAACCGAAAGGAGUUUGAAGAAAAGCUCAUUGCGCAAGAAAGGAUGACAGGGAGGUUUCCAUUUCUUCUGCCCAAUAAUCCAUACCAUUCUUACUAUCUCAAGAGUCUCCAAGAAACCCAAGAGGGCAUGGAAGCGGUGGGCGUGGGCAUGAGCCUGGUGCCGCUCAGAGUGCAAGAGUUCCAGGAGGACUUGCUUUGGGCUCGCGGCCGCAUGCACAGGCUGCGGGAGGUGCGGCAUGCCCCAUACAGAGCGUUGCGAAGGAGGAGCACGACCUCGAGCCCGCCGCACGAGAUGACGAUUACAUCAACCUGAGGAUCUACAUGUGUGAGGAGCCCUGUGCCACGACACCACACCACAUCUACGACAUGGAAGACCAUAAUAUUGGCUGACCUCACCGCUUUUAGGGACGAAAGCCGCUGGCCGAGAUGGUUCUUCAGUGUUAAUAUUGGUCGAUUGAUUUGGCCACGGUCUGUCAAAUUGGCGGUUACUAAUUAACCUAAGCAAAAGGGAACAUCUAGGGAUGUGACUGACUAUACUAGGAUCCCACGUGAUAUAUUUUUUAUCUAUAGAUCGAUUUCACUAAUUAAUGAUAGAAAGAGGGCUCAUUCA